Messenger RNA from Salvia splendens (bonfire salvia), 2068 nucleotides. RefSeq names its product U-box domain-containing protein 27. The transcript has a single exon. Bases 704 to 1933 code for a protein of 409 amino acids. Gene Ontology annotation, molecular function: ubiquitin protein ligase activity. The record is from RefSeq and is a predicted model, not a curated record. Gene Ontology annotation, biological process: protein ubiquitination. NCBI's taxonomy places the organism in Eukaryota, Viridiplantae, Streptophyta, Magnoliopsida, Lamiales, Lamiaceae.
AAAAUAGGUCUCAUAUUCUAGUUUUUUUCUUUAUCCACUUUCUUUUAUACUCCCUCUAUAACUAAAGAAUAUACACAAGAAUAUACACUUUGGGUUCGGCACGGUUUUAAUGCAAAGUUGGAAAAGUAAGAGAGAUGUAGAGAGAAAAAGUAAUCAAAAUAUUAUUAAUGGAGAAUAGGCUCCACCCCUCUUUAGAGUGAAAAAGAGUUUUUAAAAUUCGAAAGCGCAUAUAUACUUGUGGGAUAGACUAAAAAAGAAAGAAUACAUAACUUGUGGGACGGAGCGAAUAUUUUUUAAAACUCAUACUACACUCAAAUGAGACCGGUAAUGGCGAACGAAGCAAGAGGUAAUUUAAAAAAGAGGGAGACUGUAAAGUGGAGGUGGGGGAAGCAAAUGGAGCAAUAAAUGAAAAUGAAUGGUAAAGAUGAAACGAGAGUCACAAAGUGGAGAACCAAACGGCAGCACUCACCACCUUCCCGAAAACGACUUCUCCAUAAAGUCCAGCAACUCUCACUGCUGUAAAGAAGGAAGAACCUUUUAUUGACCACACCACCCACCCACCCACCCAAUUCCAAACAAACCGAAUAUUACUCCAAUUUGAAAAAAAAAAUCCAUGACAUCACCAUUCCUCUGACUACUACCAUUCCACUCCCUUCUUCUUCUUCUUCACCAUUUCUCCACUUUCUCCCCCUCCUCCUCAGCAAUGGUGAUGGACGACGAUCCCCACUUCACAAUGCCCCCUCAUUUCCGCUGCCCGAUCUCCCUCGAUAUCAUGAAAUCCCCCGUCAGCCUCUCCACCGGCGUCACCUACGACCGCGCCAGCAUCCAGCGCUGGCUCGACGCCGGCAACAACACCUGCCCCGCCACCAUGCAGCUCCUCCCCACCAGAGACCUCACCCCCAACCACACCCUCCAGCGCCUCAUCCAGAUCUGGUCCGACUCCUCCAAGCCCCCCCAAACCAUCUCCCUUAACCAAGCCAAUCAGCUCCUCCACCGCCUCCCCUCCCACCUCUCUCUCAAAUCCUCCCCUUUCCUCGCACAGACCCUCUCCUCCCUCAACUCCUUCGCCGUUCAAUCGGAGGAAAACGCCGCGUUCGUGGCCGCUGCCGGAUCGGGGAUCCUGCCGGCGAUGAUCUCCCUCGCCGGAGAAGUUAGGGAUUUGGUUGUUUUGGAGAGAAUCGUUUCGUUUUGCAAUAUAUUGCUCAAGCAUCUCGAUUCGGAAGGAUUGAGGUCGAAAAUUGAUUUGGGGAAUUUCGAUUUAAAAUUGGGGGUUUUGCUAGGGUUGAAGCGGGGGAGGGUGGAAUUGAGGAAUGCGCUGGUGAAAUUCCUCGAAUUUCUAGCGAAACAUAAGUGCGUCGAGAUCAAUUCGAAUCCGAUUUCGGAAGACGACGGUUUCCACCGCGAAUUGCUCAAAUUGAUUUCCACCAGCUCCGAUUCCGAUGCUUCCGGCGCAGCGCUGAGCUUGCUUAUUCGCAUGGUUCAAUUGAAGAGGAACAGGGCGAGAAUCGUGCGCGCGGGCGGGGUGGCGGCGGCGGCGGCGGCGAUGGCGGAGAAGGAGAAGGAGAUGAGCGCGGCGUCGAUUGAGAAGGCGCUGAGGCUUCUGGAGGUGCUGGCGGGGAGCAAGGAAGGGCGGAAUGAGAUCGGGAAUUGCGUGGCGGAGGUGGUGAAGAAGCUGCUGAAGGUGUCGGGGGCGGCGACGGAGCACGCGGUGGCGGUGCUGUGGAGCCUGUGCUGUCUGCACGGGGACAAGAGGGCGGCGGCGGCGGUGGUGGAGGGGAACGGAAUGGGGAAGGUGCUGGUGGUGAUGCAGAGCGGUUGCUCGCCGGCGGUGAGAAGGAUGUGCGCCGAUUUGCUUAGGGUUUUGCGGUGCGGGUCAAAGACUUCUGGUAUUUCCUGGUAUGAUACAAAGACUACGCAUAUUAUGCCAUUUUGACGGAUGGUUUUCUUUUUUUAUAUAAUUAUUAUUAUUAUUGUUGUUGUUGAAAAAUAGAUUUGUUGACAAGGAAAUAGAUUUGAAUCAUAUGAUCGUAUAGUUAUAUAAUUCAUAAUAUAAAAUAUGUUCAUGGAA